AUGCAAAUCGACGACAAAUCUGCCAAAUCGAAAAACACGGAACGCCGAUUCCGGCAAGUCUGGACGUACACUGGCGUCCUGCCAAACAGAUGUCGUGUCAUGUCAGAAUUAUGUCUGAGUUGGUUUGUUCCAAACUGGGCCCUAACACUGCCACCCAUUCUUCGGCGACGCCCAUCGGAGAUCCCGCCUCCAAUGGGCGAAGCCACUGGUUUAGAGUAAGGUGUCAAAUAGAGCUGAAGUACGGGUGGAAUGUGCAAUCAUGCUGCGGAAGUCGAACAGCGGAAGUCCUGGGGGGAAGGUGCGGAGACGUUACUGCCUGCCAGAGAAAGUAAUUUCUAGCACACCGAGCGGCUGACAUCGUGGAGUGAGCCGACGACCAUCCUGGCGAUAGACACAUCUGCACAAACAGACUUUUUUCCGUAUAAGUGCUGUUAAUGUAGAAUUAAAUAAUCAUAAACCGAACGCGUGCAGACGGCCCUCAGACACGUUCACAGUUAACUUCAUUAAACGAUAUGAGGGGUUUUUUGAUACCACGGGAGUUCCUGCGGAGAAAUUAUCGCCUCAACCACACCAAUCUGGGGCGUAGUCUGUCUCCCACGCAAUGUUUCCAAAGGCUACUUUAUUGAGGCAAGAAAACCUGCCCGCUGAAGGACGUCGCGUGGGUGCAGUUACACCUCACAUGCCGUCACCGUUGUGCUUAAGCGUACGUUCAUGCCCAUCUCGAAGAGGCAGGGCCCUCAGAUUCUCAUACUCGACUCCUACGUGCCUGGAUAAACACAAUGAUGCGAGUAAAAUGCUUACCGUAAUUCAGCUGCUAGUGCAGAGCCGUAAGUCCCACGAAGGUCUUGUCAUCCAGCCGCCAAGAUAUCUCCGGCUUCAGCCCAACAGUGUCGCUCGAGAGCGGAAAGUGCAGAGCCCCCUGCCGACAAUGACGUAACAUUCUACUCAAUCCUCUAAUUUUAACUUGUAGCUACUAUUUUAGUUGCUUCUGCGCUAAAACUGUGUAAAAUAAAUUCGCAGCUGUGGGCGGGGGGGGGAGGGGGUUUGUUCACUUACAAGGUUGUGAAAUGGUCUCGCCACCUUGUGUCCUCAUUGGCGGUCAUAUGACGAUGAGUUUUUAUUGGCAAGCAGUGUCGACAUUUCUGACUCAUGAGCUGGCGUCAGCAGUUCCUGACGUUCGACUUACUGAUGGCGACGGAAACGUUGGUGAUAAUAGUUCUCAAUCAUUUAUUGCCUAUGGGAACUGAACUCAACGGCCGACUAUAUGGUGUGUGUGUGAAACCCACUCGUCGAUAAUAAGUAAAAUGUUGCCCACGAACCGCGGCCACAGUGAGUAGAACCUCGGCGUCUGAUGCGAACUAGGUCAUACUGUUGACUAGCUGAUCCAACUCCGGCGGUAGACUUCAGUUAAAAAGUGUAGAGUGAUUUAAUUCGUCGCAAGUGUCAACAUUCUCUUGUCAAAGCGAUCCAUGACAGAUCCAGGUUUAAUGCCAAAAGUAUACCCAAAGUGUCGCUUCUAACCCCAAAUCCCGCCCUGAAGGCACUACUCGAACAAGCGAGCCUUUGCAUCCCAGCAGACGCAUAAAUUGUGCCGAUUUAAUGCUCACCCGCGGCUUUAAUUUCUAGUCAAUACCCGUCUUAAUGCCAGUGCCAACGGCGACAAGACUCAAAGCUUUAAAAGGUUACUCAUUUUGCGUUUCCACAAAAUACCAUUCUGUCACCUUCGCCUUUGCGAAUCAACACAUCUUUUUUGUUGUCGUUCCUUCCGGAGUAUUACAGCCCUUCCCAACUCUGCGAAAUUGAUUUUAAUUGGUAAAAUAUAAGCGGAUUGCGUAAGAUUUCGGAGUAUGCUUAAGUAACCCAUGUGCCUUCUUUGUACUAAAAUAGAAACGUCGCGUGCAUGCGAAUCUUCCGAUUCUUUGAUCUUGAUGAUUAGUAAAAUCUGUAGAUUAUGAAACGUAAUCAGAGUACACGUCUCCUACCAUUCCUAACCCUCCUGUUCAUUUGCAGAUAUCAGGGCUAAAGUAGUCUCAAGUUAAGAACGUCUACUGCUUCUGGAAGUAUCUUUUAAAUCAGGUAUGAGAUGUGGUAUUUAAUAAACCCAGCGAAUUCUCAUAAAAUCGUAGGUAGUAUUGACUUAUGUGAACGUCUAAAUAGUACAUGAGGACAGAAACCGUCUACAACACAGGUGGUUUUGAGCAAACUUCGAGUGAAAUUACGGUUAAGUGUAAGGUAAGAGUCAGGGUUAAAUUUGGGACUAGGUUUAAGAUGUGAUUUAGUGUUAACGGUUACGUGGCCGGAAUCGAGUUUAGGGUUAAGGGAGGGGUCAACGUUAACUGCAUAGUCAAGUUUUAGGGUAGGAUUCGGGUCGUUCCUAUUUCCAUGUCCUGUUUAGGCGUCCACAAAAGUCAAUUCCGCUGUUAAGCAGUCCAACUCCUUACUAUUGAGCCAUGGGCCUUUUGCCUUCUCAGCUGCGACUGGGAAUGCUAAGUAUUGUGUGGAGGGCGUAGCCAAUCAGAUAACUGGAGAUACUCGUCGCUUUGCACCCCGGGGCUCCGUAUGGGGCCCGCGCAGGCAGUCGUAUAGCGACCAGUAGUAUAUGCAGGGGAAUUUCGAAAACUCCCAUAAGGAAAGGAGAAAGUCUGACGCGCUUAAAUAUUUCCACGAUUUCUACUUGACUUCGAGGAGAGAAAAUUUCUCUUCUGCUACAUGAAAACGGGAGUAGUUUUAGAGCCGUCUUAAACCAAGGAUUUCAAACUAAAAUCUAAUAAUGCGGUCGUGCGAUAUGCUUAUUGGUUGUCGCUUAUGGCAGGCCAGUUCACGACACAGAGCAUUUGCCAGAAGAGGAAGGACGGUUUAAAGAAUGCUACCUCAUAGUUAAGUCAGAAUAACUUAUUUGGAAUCUGCCAAAACACCUAUCUAUUACGUGAGCCUGGUUGCCAUCUGGUGGUUCUAGGUGGAUUACUUAGGAUAUUCUGCUUGGGCAGACAGCUUACUGUAUCAGAUUUGGUGGAUUCCAUGCGUUACAGUAGGCGGGACUGAUAAUUUGACUCAAAUGUGAUUAAACUCACGGCUCCCAGUGGGGCCUUGUGGCUCAGGUGGCUAGAGCGCUGGCUGUACUCAAGCCCUCCCCUUGCUGUCGUGAGUUCGAAUCCUACCUAGGUCGCAGAGUUUUUCCCAGUUUUGUGCGAAUAAACUUUUCAACGUCUACUAAAACACCUAUUAAUGUUACCUCUUGCGAUAUUCCCACAAAGUCGUAUUUAUUGACUUUUCCCCCAGAUGGAAAGUAUUCGAGUGUGAAUGGCUGGCAAAAGCAAAUGCAGAAGGUGGUGGGUACGAUGUGUUUUACUUGAUCUACUCUUCUAUGGUAGGUCAACAUUCAAUCAUGUAUGAAGGAGUGGGCUCACAUUCUAACAUAGCAGCCUUGAAAUCUCAUAUAGCUAGUAAUUUUUAGUUUAUGUCUGCUGAUUUGCCGUGCUCGCGGAAAUAAGGGGACGCUAUUGAAAAAAUUAAAUGUCACGUUACUACCAAUGCUGAGUCAUAAACGAACGAAAGUACUAAAAAGCAAGACAAGGUGUUGCAAAACAAUGUAUAAAUAUUAUGGAUACUUAACAAACCUGUGUUUAUUAACAUAAAUCCUAUUCUCAAAAUCCAUUAGAAGUUACAGAUAUUGCUUUUCUGACUUCUCAAGGCCUGUUUUAAACUUUCACUCUGUUCUCGUCCAUGAGCUGUUGACAAGACGAAUCAGUAGAACCCCAAAAGUCAAAAAAACAUUUCGCUCGAUAUUUGAAGGCAUUUUUUCUACGUUUACUCUCGGUUCAGUGAACUUUAUGGGACCGAAAUUUGGUUAGUUUCUAUUUUAGUAUGGCUUCAUGAAUGAAGAGGGUAUUCUAACAAACUUUCUCGUCAAAUAAUCUUCUUUACCAUGAUCUCAUAAUGGCAGAAGUUAAUGCCAUAAUUGUGAUGGCGCUGGAAUGCCGCAGUUUGUUGAAAAUAAAACCCCUCCAUUUAAAAGAUCUCUCUAAAACUGGUCAUUAUGUAAUUUUGCGGAAAGUUCAAGUAACUGGGAUCAGUCCGGGUAGUAUCAAAUUCCUCAUAUAGCUAGUACUUUUUAAUUUACGUCUUGCUGAUUUGCCGUGUCCGCAUGUUUUAGAGGACAUUCUUGAGAAAAUCAAAUGACACAUUAAUACUACUUUUGGGUCGUAAACACACGAAAAUACUAAGAAGAACUACAGGGCGCUACAAAGCAAUGCAUACAUACUAUAGAUAACUAAGAAACCUUCGUGUAUUAACAUAAAACCUAGUUUAAACUCCAUUAGAAAUCGCAACUAUUACCUUAAUGUCUUGUCAAGGCCUGUUUUAAAUCUUCAGUCUGUUCUCGUCCAGAAGCUGCUGCCAACACGAACAAGUAGAAGCACGAAUGUCAAAAUAAGUUUCGUUUGAUAUUUGAAUGCAUUUUUAAAUGGUUACCCUCGCUUCAGCAAAAUUUAUGGGACCGAGUUUUUCUUUCGACUUGCUCUUUUAGUAUGGCAUCGUGAAUAAAGAGGGGGAUUAAACAGACGUGUUUAAGCAAACAAUGUCCCUGAGACGCAUUUGUAUCCUGUCUGCAAUUAAAAAGAUCGUUACCCAUGUAAGUGUAUUGGUCUGAUGAUGAGUUGCUGAAAACAUAUGUUUGCCAACCGACUUUUCAAAUCAAUUUUUUUGCCGUGAUCUCAUAAUGACAGAAGUUAGCAUCAUGGUGGUGGCGCGGGAAUGUCGCACUUUGUUGAAAAUAAAAGCCCUCCACUUAAAAGAUCUCUUGAAGCAAUAUUUCCCCGGAAUGAAUUUAAAGCAAGCAUGGACAGCAGAAUUUAAUGGCACCAGCAAAUUUCGCGACGGCUUCUCAACUGCAGCCCGUCGUUGCAUAACACAAAUAACAAGUGAGAAAGGUACAGAUGUUUGAAUUUCGACAGAGAAAAUCAAUAUAAAACAACAAGGUCAACGUGUACUGCGCGUAGACUAAUCAGUAAAACGAUAACUUCAGAAUGCAAUAGAGGAAUGAAAAUGGGGAAGUAAACAUGCUGAGGGAUUUCGAAAAUCAAAAAGGGCCUAGGUCUACCAGGGCAGGCUGAGGUUGACCACGUGGUCUGACUGUUUACAUAGGUCGGGUUUCUUCCGCCGUAUAUAGGCUGCCUUCAGGUAGCGCAAUAACCGAGUAGUUCGUGCUCGAACUAAUAGUCGAAAAGACGUUUUGGGGUCAACCGAAUGGCCACUAUCAAGGAGAUGUUUUGUAAUAGAAGACCGUGGAAUCUUAUUCUCCUGCUGUAGAAGCCAUUUAGGCAGGUGCUCAACUGUUCUGGCUGCCAGUUGCCUUUGCGUUCGCCCAAUGUACUUGUUUCCACAAAUGUAUGUUAAUUCGUAGGCACAAUUUGACGUGGCGUGCAAUGGCAAGGCAUCCUCCGCCCGUGGAAUUUCGAUAGCCUUAGUAGGACUGCAGAAGAUGAGUUCAGCUGAGCUGUAAGUUCUUUCAAUAGCGCAUCUCAAUCGCCGCUUGAUGGUAUUAUAGAUGUUGUCGCCCUGAAAGUGUAAGAAUAUUAUAACGGGCUUUUUCGGAACAGAUUUGGGCCGUAAAGUGUUGCUGUACUUUUCAAUGAAUCGUGUUGGAUAUCCCCGUUCAACCAGGACUGUUUUGAGGCAAGGAAUUCCAUCAUCCAGCAUCAUCAUCAAACAUCCGUACCUUUCUCACGUGUUCUUUUUGUUAUGCAACGACAGGCUGCAGCUGAGAAGCCGUCGCGAAAUUUUCUGGUACCAUUAAAUGCUGCUGUCCUUGCUUGCUUUCAAAGAUCUCUCUAAAACUUGUCAUUAUGUACUUUCGCGGAAGGUUUAAGUGACUGGGUAGUAUUAAAUAAAAAGGGUCCAGUCUAUCUUCUUGGGGAUAAGCCACACCACACUGUAACCACUGAUAGAUUAACCUACUGUCUCGCCGUAGCAUGUGGAGUGUCUGAUCUCCGGCAGGUGCAGUUGUGGACCGUAGCGGUGCGUGGGCUGGGAGGCAGUUGGGAUGGAGGUUGUGCAACCGUACGCAGACUAGUACACGUGCACCGCUAGCAAUUUCGCUGCGCAAAGACAUGGCAUAGGUGGCGCCUGGUGGUGCAGACACGAAGAGGGUAGUAGGAAAUGUCUGUGUGCAGUACAUGCACAGUCGCCGCCGAACACAUCGAUGAGUCUGGUCAGAUGCUUCUGCUUAGGCUCGUGCCGUCACCCAGCUCCAGUAAUCCAUCCUCCGCAUGACGGCCACACCCCGGCAAACGUCCUUCACCGGUGUGCUAAACCAGAUGAGUGUCACCGAUAUGUGCUAGUCUUCACAGCCGUGCGGCCUUGAACCAAUCUCAAACCCAUCUUCACCCCCCAGACAACAGCGUUCUGAAUUGAGGGUCACAUGAAAUCACUGUGCCUCCCCACAGACUUUCCAAAACAACACUGUUGACUCUGGAAGCCUGGCAUACUUGUUCCCUUUUAGGAAAUCCAGUGGCAAAUUCGCCGCAAAGGAGGGCGGUUCUGGUCCCUCGCUCACAGUACGGCUCUCAGUGCAACCCGCCUUCGUAAGGAAGUUGGUGUCGGAUACAUUUUCUUCUGGAAUGGAUAUGCGAAGGUCAGAGCCAUGGGAGGCCGGAGUCGCCUUAGCCAUCAGGAACGACGUCGUGAAACCACCGUCCUGCCUGACACAGACCGUCAAUGAUCGUCUCAGGACCAUGAGGCUGCCACUCUCCGCGAACAAAUUCGCGUUCAACGUGCUCUAA
Molecule: messenger RNA, 6779 nt
Organism: Spirometra erinaceieuropaei
Lineage: Eukaryota; Metazoa; Platyhelminthes; Cestoda; Diphyllobothriidea; Diphyllobothriidae
Source: the annotation of a GenBank genome assembly